GUAUCUGUAACUUUACUUUACUUUCUACCUAGUUAUACUAAUUACAAUUCCAUUCCUCUUAUUUUUAACCCUUUAUAUCCCGAAUAAUCAAGGUCGCAAUCACAAUGGCUCCGACAAAAGCGACCGCAACUAAGGACAAGUACUCGGUUAUCCUGCCGACGUACAACGAACGCCGCAACCUACCCAUCAUUACCUGGCUCCUCAACCGCACCUUUACCGAGAACAACCUCGACUGGGAACUCAUCGUCGUCGACGACGGCUCACCCGACGGAACGCAGGUCGUAGCGGAACAGCUGGUCAAGGCCUACUCGCCGCACGUAGUGCUAAAGGCGCGAUCGGGUAAGCUCGGGCUGGGAACCGCAUACGUACACGGGCUGCAGUUUGUGACGGGCAACUUCGUCAUCAUCAUGGACGCCGACUUCAGCCACCACCCCAAGUUCAUCCCGCAGAUGAUCGCGCGCCAACGGGCCGGCAACUUCGACAUUGUUACAGGGACCCGGUACGCGGGCAACGGCGGUGUGUACGGCUGGGACCUCAAGCGCAAGUUUGUUAGCCGCGGCGCCAACCUGUUCGCCGAUACCGUCCUGCGCCCCGGCGUCAGUGACCUGACCGGCAGUUUCCGCCUCUACAAGAAGUCCGUCCUGCAGAAGGUCAUCGAGAGUACCGAAAGCAAGGGCUACACCUUCCAGAUGGAGAUGAUGGUGCGCGCCAAGGCCAUGGGCUUCAGUGUUGCCGAAGUCCCCAUUACCUUUGUUGACCGUCUCUACGGCGAGUCGAAGCUCGGUGGUGAUGAGAUCGUCGAGUAUGCGAAGGGCGUGCUGAGCUUGUGGUUGAAGGUUUGAGGUGGAAAAUAUACCCCGGCUAUGUGUGUAAGAGGUAAAGCAAUUGAGUCGGCUUGGCCUAUGGCCAGAUGGUUUUAUUUAUGUAUGUACCAUCAAUACUCAUACAGAGUUAAAGCAGGUGAAAUAUUGUGAUAUCU
This is a messenger RNA of Daldinia loculata, 979 nucleotides long. RefSeq names its product family 2 glycosyltransferase. The record is from RefSeq and is a predicted model, not a curated record. Gene Ontology annotation, molecular function: dolichyl-phosphate beta-D-mannosyltransferase activity. The transcript has 2 exons. Gene Ontology annotation, biological process: protein O-linked glycosylation via mannose; GPI anchor biosynthetic process. Gene Ontology annotation, cellular component: endoplasmic reticulum membrane. Bases 105 to 842 code for a protein of 245 amino acids. NCBI's taxonomy places the organism in Eukaryota, Fungi, Ascomycota, Sordariomycetes, Xylariales, Hypoxylaceae.